AUGGGUGCGACACAAUCAACCAACAAGGUCGAAGAAAAACCAAACCCCUCUCCGCCGACGGCAGACAAAUGUCCGGUAGACCACAACUCACGACAAGCCUGGGCAAACCUUGGAUCUGGUCCCUUGCAGAGCCCACACAAAUUUCAUGCCCAACCGUCAGCACCGCUCUCCACUGAACGAGAAACGUCGUCGAUCCCACGAGGGGCCGCAGGUGAUACGGAUGCGUCACAGAAGUGGGACGACGUCGGCGCAGGAUUCUGCGUCCAUGGAGAGGGUGCACAGGAUGCGAAUCUUGGAAAAGGUCUUGGGGAUGUGGAGUUGGAUUCUGCUGGUCGGGCUGUUACCAAUCGGCAUGAUGUCAAGUUGCCCCAGGCGCGAGAUAUGCGUGUCGUUGUUCCGAUUCACAAUGCCGUGAAUGAGCAGACGUGGGCAAAGAUAUUAGAAUGGGAAGCGUCUCAAGGGGGCGAAAGUUGUGGUGGGGUGCGACUGGUCAGCUUCAAGGGAGAUUCGCGAAAAAUUAGUCCCAAAGCUCGGUGGAACAUUCUUCUUGGAUAUCAACGGCCGUUUGACCGUCACGACUGGGUUGUGGACCGAUGUGGAACCAAGGUCCGAUAUGUGAUAGAUUAUUACACAGGACGGACCGCUCCUACAAGUCCCAGAGGUCAAGCUAACCCAGUUUCCUUCUACAUUGACGCAAGGCCGGCCUUGGACAACUGGGAGGGAGUUCGCAUGAGAGCUUCAAAGUUUUGGACAACAUUAUUUGACAACGGGAACAAAAAGGAUAACAAACCAUCGUAG
This is a messenger RNA of Serendipita indica DSM 11827, 798 nucleotides long. The record is from the annotation of a GenBank genome assembly. NCBI's taxonomy places the organism in Eukaryota, Fungi, Basidiomycota, Agaricomycetes, Sebacinales, Serendipitaceae.